Messenger RNA from Meloidogyne enterolobii, 1733 nucleotides. The record is from the annotation of a GenBank genome assembly. Lineage: Eukaryota; Metazoa; Nematoda; Chromadorea; Rhabditida; Meloidogynidae.
GUAUGUGGUGGAAUUCCAACGCUAUUCUCUCUAUUUUUUCCCCGUGUCCAUAAAAUUUGUUUGGUAUGAAAACUACCAAAUUGUUUGUCAAAUGAUGACUGUUUCAUUAUAUAGCUUAUCAUUUCUAGAGAUCUAGUAUAAACGAUCUAAUUGUAAGAAAUUUAAAAAUUCCUUCUCCUUUUUACGCGUUUUUCCAUUCACGUCUCUGGUGCAUUAUUAAACAUUUUAGUGAACCUUUAGCCAUACUUUUAUGCUAAAUUUAGUCGAAAAUGGCACGAAUUGAACUUUUUGCUCAUAAAUCCAAACGAGUAAAUACUAUCUUGAAUCAGCUUAGCUCGGAUUUCCAACCAGCUGUUAAAAAUGUCGCUCAAGCUGGACAAAAUCUUCUACAUUUUAACCGAAACCAUUAUCUGUACACGGCAUCUCUCUAUGCACUUGCGUUUUCUAGUUCUACGGCUGAACAAAAUGCGCGUGAAUGUACAAAGCAGCUUGAAAAAAUAACAGAAGCAAUGAAAACGAUAUAUGCAAAUCAAACCGAAUGGAUGGACCAUUUCACCGAAAUGACCAAUACCAUCACAGGAAACUGCGAGGAUGAAAAACAAAGACUCAAGUCUUUAAGAGAUGAAUUCAUCAAACGAGAAAAAAAAUUAAAUAAAGCUGUAAAUAGCGGCAAGAAAAUGCCAUCUGAAUUAGAAAAUUUUUAUGAAUCAGAAAUGACCAUAGCACGACAUCACCAGCGAUAUCGGUUUUUUGUUGAGAAGCAUUUUAAACUUAUGAAGCUGUAUUACGCAUGGAUGAGAUCAUCAGCUUCCUUAUUGGAAAAGGAAUUCAACUUUGAGAUGAAUGGCUUUAGUAAAAGCGUUUCGCAAACAUCAAAAGGCUCCGAUAAGAAUCUUGGCGAAAACAUAAACUUCCAGCAUCAUUUAGAACCGAAGGAAAAGAUUUCGUCUGUCAAGGAACGAAAUGGUCUACGACAUCAGAGGGUAAAUAGUCAUACUCUUUUUCAAGAGGAUAAACGUCUAUCCGUACUUAAUGAAAAUGAAGCUGAUGCUCAUUCAGAUCCCUCAACAAUCCCACAGAUUACAGGUCAUCAAGGACUUUUUCGGCCAAUUCCAGUUCUUCCCAUGAACCAGCAAAAAUUCCGUCAUAGCUUGGUGGAAACAUACUCAAACCAUAUAAACAAUGAUUUAAUCUAUUGGGAACGACAAAAUGUUUCAGACGAAAAUCAACCAAAACGUUUACAAGUUCAAGGAAAAACAAGAGAAGGAUCUCAAUUACAAAAAUUCUACAGAGAUGGACCAUCGAGGAGCGAGGAAUUAGACGUGUUGGAGCGUGAGACAUACGGAAGACUCAAUGAAAGACAGUUUUCACGUAAACCACAUAACAGCCAAGUUACAGCAUUAUCUGAUAAACGCAAUGAUCCUGGGAAAUCAAUGAUUGUAGGAAAUGGUGGAAACAUUGCUCAUAAUCACUCACGUACCCAAAGUUCCGAAAGCAUGACAAGUAGUACAAUUGCAACUACCCCUAUAUUUUCCCCAACUGACUAUAACAGGCUUCUUGAAUGUACAACCCCUUAUGAAGCACAGGGCGAUAACAGAGAUACACAAUUGAGCCUAGAACUUGGUGAACGAAUUCUUCUAAUGAAAAGUGGUACAAGAGGUUGGGUACUCGGUAGAAGCGAGGACGGUUCUAGACAAGGCUGGUUUCCUGCAAAAUAUUUAAAACUUGUCUGA